Messenger RNA from Oryza brachyantha (malo sina), 1606 nucleotides. RefSeq lists its product as uncharacterized. Gene Ontology annotation, molecular function: protein binding. The record is from RefSeq and is a predicted model, not a curated record. Bases 76 to 1314 code for a protein of 412 amino acids. NCBI's taxonomy places the organism in Eukaryota, Viridiplantae, Streptophyta, Magnoliopsida, Poales, Poaceae. The transcript has a single exon.
UUGACCUCAGCGAGCCUACACUUGACCACGCUACCGAAGCUCAUCGGCGACGCCGCGACCGCGACGGCGACGGCGAUGGCACAAGGUAAUGGGGCGCAUCCUCCCUCCUCGCCGCCGGCGGCCAUCUCUUCGGUGCUCGGCGACGACGACCUCCUCCGCGAGAUCCUGCUCCGCCUCGGCUUCCCCACCACCCUCGUUCGCGCCGCCCUCGUUUCCCGCCGCUGGCUCCGCCUCGCCUCCGACCAGGCCUUCCUCCGCCGCUUCCGCGCGUGCCACCCGCCCCGCCUCCUCGGCUUCUACCACACGGCCAGAGAGAACUUCCGGGACGAGAUCCCGUCGUUCGUGCCGCUUCCUCAGCCGCCGGAGCUCAGCGCCGUGCUCCGCCGCGCCGCCUUCCGGCUGGCCCCUGGUGCCACCGGCCCUGACGCGCCCGUUAUCCUGAACUGCCGCAACGGCCGCCUCCUCGCAGCGGAGUUUCCUCCCGAUGAGCCACGGGUCACCAUCAUCAGCCCGCUGCGCCCCGCCAGCGAGCCACCGGCUCUCCCGCUGAUCCACGAACUCCCUCGCCAGCCGGGGGAAACUCGGCAUGCCUCAUGUAUGCUUCUCCCUGAGGGGGGAGGCGGCGGCGACGAUCCGUCAUACACUAUUGUGGAAUUUUUACGCAAAGAUCAGGAGGCAUUAGCCAAGGCAGUUUCUGUAAAACCUGGAAUUUUGGAUCCGAGCAAUAUUUCUCAGUCGUCAUCUGUGGAGAUUCAUGGAGGCUGGACAAGAAACAUAAGGCGUGAUUUACUUGUCGACGACAAUGUCUAUUUCUUAGGCCAGAAGGAACGCAUUCUUGGGUUGAAUUUGGCAUCUAUGAGGUUGUUCCUGAUCAAGCUUCCCGAUGGUGUGGAGCAGCUGCAACGGAUGGGAAAUCUUGAGCUGUUACGGGCAGAUGAUUCCAGCUUAUAUCUUAUCCAUCUCAAGGGGUUUCAGAUUGAUGUUUGGUUCCGCACCGGCACUGUAGAUUGCGGUAGUGGUGGCAAUUGGGAGCUUGUUGAUACCAUCUGCUUGCGCCAAUCAUUUGGUCAGGUUGCCGAACCCAAUUGGGAAUCAGGGGAUGCUUUCGUCGCCCUCCAUAGGGUGGAAGACAAUGUUGAGGUGUUCUUGCAGGUAGACCGUGUGAUUUUCCACAUACAUAUCGUGGACAGGACAGUAAACAAAGUGUUUGAGCUGCCACCAAAGGUAUCUAGAUAUUUUGACAUAUUUCCAUUGAUGAUGCUCUGGCCUCCCACCUUCCCAGAACUUAUUUAUGAUCCAGACGAUGUUGAGUGAUUCUGGAAUAUUUUUCUUUUGCACCUCGCAAGUUUAUAUAUUGUAUACUUUGGGUCUGAAUUUUUCAUGUAUAGUAUUAGUCGUCCCCCUGCUGUAACCAUCUGAUUAAGGUAGCAUCUCCAUAGUUGAAGAUCAGGUUGAAGAUCAGUAUAUUAUGCAUUGAGAAUGUAUAUUGCAUGAUGUUAUAUUUGCCUGCAUCAAAAUAAGCUUUCUAUUUGUGUUAACCUAGUCAGCAUACUGUAUUGGGGGCUGCACACCCAAUUAUUACCGUUAAGGUCGUACUUCUGCUUAA